This is a messenger RNA of Rodentolepis nana, 648 nucleotides long. Lineage: Eukaryota; Metazoa; Platyhelminthes; Cestoda; Cyclophyllidea; Hymenolepididae. The record is from the annotation of a GenBank genome assembly.
AUGAGGCAAACUGUGCCUCAAGUCUUGGUGAAGUGUAUCACGGAGUUGGAACGACGUGGGGGUCUUAUGAUGGAGGGUGUCUACAGAGUCCCUGGAAAUCAAGAGAUUGUUGAAGAUUUUCGCAUUGCUCUGGACAAAGAUUGUGAGUCAGUGGAUUUAUCGGAGAAACGUUGUGGUGACUUGAAUACGAUAACCAGUCUCAUUAAAUCCUUCCUUCGCCAGCUGCCUAUCCCCUUGAUCACCUAUGAAGCAUAUCCGGAUUUAAUCGAUAUUGCCCGAAAUGUGGAUCUUUCAGAUGAACAAAAGCAUGUCCUAAUUAAGGCCUGUAUCCAACGGCUUCCAACGGCGCAUUACUACUGCCUACGAUAUCUGAUGGCCCAUUUGAAUCGGGUUGCGGAGCAUCAAAAAAUGAACAUGAUGUCUUCAGAGAAUCUGGCCAUCGUUUUCGCACCAAGUCUAAUGAGUUCCUCCUAUACAGACCCCUUGAGCUGUCUUGCUGGAGCUAAAUUUGAACAGGCGGUAAUUAAUCGAUUAAUUUCCGACUACGUUACCCUUUUCGAAGGCGAAGAUUGUGUACUAAGUGCACCGUUGACCUCUUCCUCUGCGUCCACAACCACAUCUCGCUCCACAACUGCAUCCUCUCGUUGA